GUUCUUUUCGCACUGGCACAGAUUUUCAUUUUCCAUCACCGAGCUUUGAUUUGGUUGUACACGUGACCUUCGUAUGGUAAUAGUAACAAGCAAAUUAUUUUCUUUUCUUCUUGUCCUUUUAUCGCAGUAUCAAAAUCGUGUUGUCAUCUUAUCCCAACACAAAAAUCACGAUCCAGUUGCUUAUAAUUAUCCAAAGUUCUUUUCUUCCACCUCUAUGUGUUGAAAAGUUUAGACUCAUUUAAAAUAGAAAUACAUGUUGGCAGAGAAGUCAGCAACAGCAUACGUACUCGUAGUUGACUCUUGAGGACAUCACCCCGACCAUGGCGGACGAUUACGACUACGAAAAGCUGCGCCCGGCUGACGUAUUGUUCAUGCAGGACACGAUCAGCGAUGAAUUCCAGAAGAAUGGUGGAACCCUUCAGGAGCUGGUCAAGCGGCUCCGCGAAGAGAAUCCUACGGUCGUCAUGAAGAGCAUGAUGAUCGACGUUCUGCGGCGCAGCGACGGCAAGCUGUACUCUGCAGACAAUCGCCGCUUGUACUGCCUCAAAAAGGCUGUUCCUGACACACCCCUCACGUGCUUCGUCUACAACAACGAGGAGGCGUUCAGCAAGAUCACAGAAGUUAAGACCCUAAACCCUUCACUAUCCCGUUCCCGUGUGCUGAGAUGUUGCGUGCUGAGAAGUUGCUGUGGCCGCCUGAUUUAAAGGGGAAUAUAUCAAGGGGGAUAAUGAAGCAGGGGCAGGGCAUCUCACUCAAACGGGGAUAGCGAAAAACUAGCGUUAAAGAAAGAAGCUCACUCGACGCCAAAUUCAACACAAGUGACGGACGGUUCAUAACGGUGCGGCCAAAAGGGUACAAACGCCAGUUCCAGAAAGAACACAACAACCUGCUGUUUGAGCGCCAUGUUCAUUUGCAGAAUAUCGAGGGAUACUACGAGCAGAUAUUCUCAGAUCCUCCGACAAAUCCUGCGCCGUCUUCUAAGAGGGCUUUGGCCACGGAAAAGCAGAACAACACUAAAACUAGAAAGGCAUCAAGAACGUCAAACAAUGAGACUUGUUCUCCAUCAAGUUCAUGUUCAUCUAGCUCGUCGUCCGCAACUGGUGGUGGUUCGUCUGAAGCUGGGAGUCGUGCUAACAGUUCCUCUCACCGUGGAGGAAUUCUAUCGCGGGACAAGCUUAUUGCGAUCUUUUUGCGGAAGUUCGACCUCGACAAGUAUAAUCUGAUAGCGGACAAAAUCGAGUUCGAAAAGAGCGAGUACGAAGGGCGGACUCUAGUGAUUCUUCGUGGGCGCACGAGAGACGACGUAGUAAAGGCUGGAGACAAGUGCGUGGAGCUCGAUGAGCAGAUGAGCGAAGCUUCCUCCAGAUCUAGACCCCUGAUCAAAAUGGAGCAGACCACAAAUGAUAGUGGGAAGAUAACGGUUCCGCUUGACGAAGUGGAGGAGCAGCGGGGAAAAAUCAUAAGUGAAGUUGACGUCGAGGUCGACGUCGAUGCGCUUGUUGAUAAGGAGAAGGAGCAGAGGGAAUUGUCGGUUUCGGACUCCUUUCAGGCUAAAUCUAAAGGUAAAAAGCAGUCGAGAAACUCCCAACCUCGAGAAGAUCAACAUGUUCGAAACCCUGGUUCUUCUAGUGCCGAUAAAAAUCGUCCGAAUGGAAAAGGAAACGCAAAACCUUCUACUUCUUCACGAAUGAAAGACAGAAAAUCCGCCACUGAUUCUCUGUCAACCAUAGGCGUGAAGGACGAGUACGAGCAUAACAAUAUAGGUAGGGAAAACAAGGGAAAAAACCGGAAAAAAGGAAUCAUGAGUCCUCAUCCUGUGUGUCCUGAUGAAGUUACCUGGGGGAGAAAAUCAGCUUCAACAGUAUCAUCUUCAAAGGCAGGAGAGGAGCAGGCGGACAGCGCAGGGUCAUGCGGAUCCGGAAAUCAGGAGAAGUGUUUCCAUACUAGGAGCGAAGAGAAAACACACUUUGUUUGGCAUUCGUCUCAGAGUCUCAUUUCCAGUAUCGACAGAAGUCCACAUCAGUUUCUUCAGUUUGCCGCUUGUUCGAAAGGAGGGACAUCCUAUGGGAACAACUCACAAGAACAACACAAGGGCACGCGUGUGCGAUUGGGAAGCAAUGUAAUAUUGGGGAAUGUUAUCCACUCUACUGCAUCCCGCGCGCAGAGAAGGCAACUCUGCCGUGAGCGCCUUAGUGUAGAAGCGCUCGCUAGUAUCGACCUGUAUCACGAGGAGACACGAGGUGUUGAAAAUUCCUUACAUCAAGAAUCAUCUUUGGAAGCUGAAGAACGGGAUAUCAAGCCGUCGUUUUGCCGCGCUCUUCUCCCUUUCCUAAAAGAAUCUUGUUCUGGGACACGACCAUUUCUUGAGAACAAUGAUAAGACGCGGGUGAUUUACAUGUCCUCGGAGCUGCUGCAGAAGCUUUUGUGCUUGCACACAGAACUACAACACUCGAAGCUGCGCACCGAGCUCCAGUUUUAUGGGUAUUGUGACUCGAACACGGGUUACAUAAUCUUAUGGGAACAGGGAGAAGAACAGCCUCCAACAUCUUGUGCACCAGAUGAACGCAAAAACGAUAGAGAACAAGACGACAACAGCAAACGACCCGCUUCAAAGAAGCAGGAGCAUGAAAAGUGUGCAUCUAGCACGAAGGCUCUCAAGAAGCUGCUUGCUUCGCGCAAUUUUGAACAGGCGAUUACGUCUGUUUCCGGAGACGACGAGACCAAGACGAAAAUAUCUGCAGGAGGAUGUCCCAUCGCCGUUUCAUCGCUAAACUGCGAAGUAUCUUCACUAGUUGAGAUACCUGAACUUGCCAAAUUUAUUCCGGGGUUCCCUUCAGGUGAGCGAUUCUGCACGUACUCUUCUUAUGGGUCGAUUAUAGAAACCGCCGCAACCAAAAAGUCAUCCUGCACCAAGAAGGAAGACAAGGAUACUAGCAAGAGAGUUCACGUUCGCUGUCGCAAACAGAAGGGAAGCAAGUCCGACGACGUGAGGAAGAUUCUCUAUCCAGGGAAGCCUUACGAGAUCUAUUGUACUAUUUCUAUUCACAUUUUUUUUCUACCUUGAGUUUAAUCUUAUUUUCUUGAGAUGAUAAAACUAGCGUAAGUAUUCUGUAAAUAGAGGCACCAUAAGCAGAUGAAGAUGCAUGAAUCAAUGAGAAGAAGCUCAACUCGAGUACUUGUUCUAGAUCCAAAUGAUUUCAUCGUAGGCAAAAUGCUGUCGAGCGGUUGUGACGAGUUCGUUUUUGCUGGCCAUGACGCGAAUGGACGCGUACAAACUUUGCAUUGUCUCGAAAGCAUUGGGGACUUCCGCUACACUUUUCGCCUGGGUCGCGACUUGGAAAGCGCAGGAAGCUUUCUAGGGCCUUUCUUUGCGUGGUUCUUGAAUCAGCUUCGCAUUGUACAUCCGGACACGCCUAUGCAUUUCUCUCAAGUAGAUGUCGAUGUUCAUGCUACCAAGGUGGACGCAGAAGAAGUUGUCAAAGCGAGCGAAAAGGUAAAAACUGCAUCGACGUCAUCUUCGCAGCCAGCUUCCUGCUUAAGGCCCUUCAUUGUAUUGAUCCAUUUCCUUGAUGAUCGGGCUGCAUCAGCAGAUUCUUUCAGUAUUCAUUCUAAAGCGGAAACCCUGGGAUCCGCCUGAGACUAUGUACUACUAGUCAAAAAAGAACCCUGAUAAACGUGGACCGACUACCUAGUGAUCCUCCUGAAGACCUGCUUCCUUUCGGAUAUCUCAUGAGAGUUCUAACAGUAUCUUCACAUAGCGGCGUUCGUUCCUGCGUUCGUGUCAUUGCUGCUGUUGCCGACUGCGACGUCCUCGUUCCAUGUAUGCCGAUUCUUUCCGAGCUUCGCCUACAAUGGGACAUGCAACGACUAAAAGCGAAGUCCCGUGUGAAACAAGCGGAUAAAUGCAAGAAGAACAACAAUGUUUAGUCUCCCAGAUAGUUACAACCGGUUAGUUUUCACCUCUACAAUUCUAGGCUUACCCCGUGCAACCACCAUCCGUAUUGAGUUCUUAAGCAAAGUAAUGCGUCGCCUGGAGCGCAUCAAAACAAACAAACUAGAUGUUAUAUUUUUUCACAUGAUAAUGAGAUGAUGAAGCAAGACUAUGUUGAAUCACAACACAGGAGCACACACGUGACAAGUCAUGAUUUGCGUUAUACUUGGAUAGAAAUAUUAGAAGAUGCCACUCCUGAAAAAAAUGAUCCGGUAUUCCAUCGGAAAGAUCAAUGAAGACAACGAUUUUCUUGGCGUUUACCCUUUCCAUGAUACAGCGUUGAUUUUUGGAACACACUGAAUCAGCUUGUACUAUAUGAGAUGAAGGAAGAU
Molecule: messenger RNA, 4323 nt
Organism: Amoebophrya sp. A25
Lineage: Eukaryota; Dinophyceae; Syndiniales; Amoebophryaceae
Source: the annotation of a GenBank genome assembly